Aplysia californica (California sea hare) is the source of this 3719-nucleotide messenger RNA. Its product is annotated as E3 ubiquitin-protein ligase TRAIP. NCBI's taxonomy places the organism in Eukaryota, Metazoa, Mollusca, Gastropoda, Aplysiida, Aplysiidae. The record is from RefSeq and is a predicted model, not a curated record. The transcript is spliced from 5 exons. The coding region runs from base 406 to 2040 and encodes 544 amino acids.
AGGCAUUUUUCGUCUUGUGCCGUUUGGAAAUUUUAAUAACACCCUUGCCAAUGAUUUUUAUGAUCUCCAGGGGAAACGAGUGUCAAAAAACUAGCCAAUCGCAGCAAUCUUUCUUCGCUGUGAUUUGUGGUGAUGGACAUUUUUUGGACACCACCGCUGAAAUUGAAAGGGAGAAUCAGAGAAUCAGAUCUAGAUCUAGAUCUAGAUUCUAGAUCUAUAUCUCUAGAUGUUGAAAGCAGUUUUUUUUCUCAUCAAUGCAUCUCAACGUUAGACUUGUGGUUGUGUCUGUGUAGCCUACUUGAACCCCACCCGAACAAGACGGAAUUGAAUGAUGACACACUUGUGACUGAGGCUGAAGUUGAAGUCUGGCUGAUUGUAUAAUCAGGAUAAAUCACAGGCUUAAAGAUGAGGGCUCAGUGCUGCAUUUGUGCUGAUUUAUUUGAGAAUUCAGCGACUGUGAACAUAGCUGCAGCCCCAUGUGGCCACACAUUCCACGAAGCAUGUCUGAUGCGCUGGAUGACAACUUCCUCUACCUGCCCCAGUUGUCGAACUCAUGUCAAGAAAAAUCAGAUUAUCAAACGUCUCUUUUUUGACAUCUGUGAGACCGAAGGAGAGGGACCUGAUGAAGACAUUUGCAGACUGACUAACCAAGUUGCCAAUGCAAAGGCUCAACUAGGUGAGGCUGAAAAAGAACGGGAUAUCUUGGCUGCACAAUUGUUUGAAUGUGAGCAAGAGAGGGCUGACCUGAAGAAAAAGCAUAACUCUGAGCGCAAUGUGGUGGAAGUUUUGCAGAGAGACUUUGCCUUACUGCAGAGGGAGAAUGCUGUGUAUGCAGAGGGCAUGAAGGACUACAAAAAGACACUGGAAAAGAUGGAGAAACUCAAGAACGUUGACACCAUACUGAAAGGUUGUGAUAGUGACAUCCAGGCGAUGAUCUCGCAGUAUUCAGAGGGUGGCGAUUCAUCGCUACGGCAACUCUGCAGCCUGGUAACUGUCAUGAAGCGCGAAUACACCCAGGCUUUGGCUGCCAAGAAGCAGCAAAGGGAAGAGAUCUCCAAAUUAAAGACAAUCAUAAGUCGUCGUCGAAAGCAAGAGGAGGACCUUCAAAAGAGCCUGGCUGAUGUAACGGCGAUGUUGGAUGAAUCAAACUCGUCCCUGAGCCAGAUGGAGAAGGAAAACAACCUGAAUCGGCGAAAGGUUUCGCACCUGAGAAAGGCCCUCCGUCAUAAGGUCACGGAUGGAAGCACCAGUUUCAUCCAAGCUUUGAAUGAUGAUAGUCCCAAUGUUGCAUACACACCCCCCAGACGCAUGGCCGUUUCUGCUGAACGUAACGACCAAGAAAACUCCCCAAUGCUAGCAGCUCCUGAAAUUCAAACUCCCUUCAGCCCUGAUUUGUUUGAUUCUCCCACUUCGGAAGACAAUUCAGAACCUCAAGGACUAAACCCAGACAGAGGAAGCCCCAAGUUGAAACUUUUUAAAGUCGCAACUGCUAGUGAAAAAUUCUUGGCUGCCAAGAAAGCUAAAACAGACACUGCAACCGACUGUGCACCUGCUGCUCCAAUGCUGAAUAUUUUGAAGAAGAAAUUGACAGGGCUGUCAAAUUCUCGUUCUCACGUUACGUCUGUCUCAAGGCGAGACUACGAUGGGUUUGGUGGCUCCACAACUUUUGUUCAACCCGUCGGCCCGCCUAAAAGUGCCUUGAUGAGAAUGGGACUGAAAAAAAAGACGAGUAAAAGUUCAAGGUUAAUGGCCACAAAACCUCUGGCAAAUCAGCUGAAACUUUCAAAUUGUUUAUAUAACGGAACUUUUCCGUCGUCUUCAACGUCUUCACAUACGACUUCAGCAAGUGGGGCUGAUGCCAAACAGAAACGUAGUCUUGAUGAUGAUGAUGAUGAUGUCCAGGUUGUUGAAAGGUCAGAAAAGCCUUGGAGAGCUCCAAUGUCUGUCAAAGUUAAGAAACCAAAGCCUUCUGCGACUUCUACCUCUUGUAAAAAUCCUCAAUUGACGAUGGACACUACAGGUUUUAUUGACCUUACGUAGUUCGUAUAAUUUCCUUUUGUUUUCAGGUGAUUUUUAGCCUUCCAUAUUCAAAGCCCUAUGCCAAUGUCCUUCAGAUGCUAUUUUUUGUUGGUUUAAGUAAUGAAAUGGGGACUUCGCUUUCUUUUUAAUGCCCCUAUAGGAGGAGCUUAGUGUAUGCCGUACACUAAACAAUUCCCUUUGCCAGGAUUGUGAGAAGUCGCAGAAAAAAUUAUGGGCUAUUUGCCAACUGCGGCUGUAUGAAGUGGUAGUCAUCCCAUGUCAUUGUGUUUGGCUAAGGCGGCAAGCAUUUACCUCUUUGCUAUUUGCUGACAAACUGUUCCUAAUUAUUGGCAAACACAGCAGUCUUUGAAGUUUGCUUAGUGUUAAUGUUAGUGACAUAGUACCUAAAUAUGGACUGGCAUGCAUUUUGUAGCAGUUAAGCGCUUUGAUGUCACAGGCAGAAGACUGGAGAUUGAUUUCCAUGUGGGGAUGUUUUUAUAUAGAGAAUCCUUGUGUGUCUGCUGGGGUGUUGUAUUCCUCUCAGCCCAGUUUGGCAUGGACAGGCAGGGUCAAAGCAGCCUGCCUUGUAAUCGAUCAAAGUUGUGUUGAUAGGGGUGUCAAACGUCUGCAGAUGUUUGUGUUACUGAAUAUGGGAGGAUGUAGUAAGCGUAAUAUCUGCCGAAUUUCAAAAUGGUCCAAAGGGUGUGCAGUGUGCCUGCACGCAUUCUUUGAAGUAUUUAAUUCUAAGCAUAGAUAAUAUGUAUAUUUGGAACUAUUAAUGUGUACAUAUUAUUAUUUGUGCCUUGUUUUUUGUUAAGUAAGUCUGUGUAUUGUUGCCAUAAUUUAUAUAUAUGUGAGUUAUCAUGAUGAAAUCAGGCGCUCGUCUAAACUAAAUUUAUAACGAAAUCAAAGAAACCGCCAUUUUUUUGGCAUUUGGGCAGUGUUGUUCAAAUUUUCUUUAUUUUUAGCUCAACACAUUUUAUGUCCAUUUAAAAACUUGCUUCUCUGUGGAUUUUGCUUAAAAAUGAUGGUCAAAGGCAUAAAAAAAUGUAAAUUUGUUGUUUUCAGUGACACUCAAACUUUGUAAGCCACCAAACGUUAGCGGCCAUUUUCUUGCUAAUUUUACCUCUGACAUUGUCUACUUCAAUCACAAAAAAUAUCUUGACUUCUGUACAAGACAGAUGAUUUGUGUCUGUGCCUGGCGAAAGGUACCAAAUGACGCAUUUUAAAGAAUUCCGGGUUUUUUUGUUGGCAUUUUCAUGUACAGAGAUCAUUUCUGUACAAUAUGCUUUUUAAUUUUUAAGAUACUUUUUGUAGUUUUUGAGAUAUGGGUGAUUUUGUAAGGCAGGGUAUGGAAACAAAGUUUUGAGAAAAACGGCUUUAAAGUUCCCCCUUUGUUUCUGCUUCAAAUAGACAGAUCUACGCUUUGAGACGACCUGACAACACAUUCGCUUCUCACAAACCAACUUUAAAAAGCAGUUAAGAUAAAAGAACAGCUUCAAAGUGUUUUUCUUCAAAACAAAUUCACCACCACCUUGUCCAAGAAUUUUCAAGAAAUAGAUCUAGGUUUGCGCAGGGCAGAAAUAGGCGAUACAAGUUUGCUCUCCUUAAAAUGAAAGGGUGUGGAUGUGCAAAGCUUCGCUUUGUUUACAUGUUCUAGAUAUUCAUGCGCACAACCUGGAUUAUUGUGGAACAGUCCC